Messenger RNA from Aureobasidium musti, 678 nucleotides. The record is from the annotation of a GenBank genome assembly. Lineage: Eukaryota; Fungi; Ascomycota; Dothideomycetes; Dothideales; Saccotheciaceae.
AUGGUCCGCGAAGUGCCAGGCGCACUUUCUACACCAGACAUGUCUCCAUCUCCCGAACCUAUCACCACUUCAGAACUUCACGACGAUAUCUUCGGCUCAGCACCAACUUCGCCUGCAUUAUCGCCAUCACAGGAACAUGACACCAAUGACAUCCAAAUCCCUGCACAACUUCUCAACACCGCGAAUUCGGAACGCUCGGAUAUCCCACGCCUGCGCAGCGUGCACGUGACUUCUGGUUACCGAGAUGGUAUCUCUGUAUCCAAAGCUGAGCACGUCCAACACGGUUUCGACGAGGGAUUCUCUCUCGGUGCUGUUAUUGGAAUCAAAGCUGGAUUUUUGCUUGGAGUCCUUGAAGGUGUUGUUCGCGCUAUCCAACCUUCUGCUUCCAUCACCACGGAAGUCAAAGAAGACGUGAUUACGAAGUUUGUGGCGGCGCGGGAGGAGCUGGGAUUGCAGAGUCUGUUUGGCAGAGAGUGGUUUGGCGAAGAUGGGAUUUGGAAGUUCGAGGUUCAUGGCAAGGNNGAUGAAGAGGAUGUUACUUUCCGGGAUGUGGCCGAUGCGCAUCCUCUGAUUGAGAAAUGGUCUCUGGAAGUCGAGGAGUUGAAGAAGAAGUUUGGGAUUGUCAUCCAAGCCAGAGAGAGACCGGAAGGAGAUGAUGAGGAAGAGAAGACUGCUUGA